Drosophila santomea is the source of this 670-nucleotide messenger RNA. RefSeq names its product NADH dehydrogenase [ubiquinone] 1 beta subcomplex subunit 7 (gene ND-B18). The record is from RefSeq and is a predicted model, not a curated record. NCBI's taxonomy places the organism in Eukaryota, Metazoa, Arthropoda, Insecta, Diptera, Drosophilidae. Bases 161 to 514 code for a protein of 117 amino acids. Gene Ontology annotation, cellular component: mitochondrion. The transcript is spliced from 2 exons.
CAUUACAACACCUCAACUGUUUGUUUAGUGCUGAAAAACGCCGGCGCAACGCUAGCUGGCAACUCUGUCUAGCAGCUGUCACAGCAACAAAAACAACAGGGGCAAGAAGAAGAACUUUGACAGCUGCGGCGCAACCAAAAUCGAAGAAAAACAUUUUACGAUGGGCAACGCGCUGACGCACUACUUGAAACCGGACGUGAUGCCCGGCCCGGAUGUGGUGCCCACCUUUGACCCACUGCUGGGCUUCGAGUCGCGCAAGGAGCGUGUGAUGAUCGCCACCCAGGAGGAGAUGGAGUCCGCCAAGCUGCCGCUGGAAUUCCGCGACUACUGCGCCCACCUGGCCAUCGCCUACCAGGCCUGCCGCAGCGACACCUUCCCGUUUGUGUACAAGUGCGCCCACCAGAAGCACGAGUACCUCACCUGCGAGUACGAGGACUACGUGCUCCGCAUGAAGGAGUUCGAGCGGGAGCGCCGGCUGCUGGAGCGCCAAAAGCGCCUCAACAGGGCCGCCUAGGCUUAAGCUAGACAUCCCUAUACAAAAACACCCCCAAAACACCAUCAGGUGACGCUCCUGGCCGCGGAUUCACUGCCACUGCCCCAUGUUGCAAGCUAGUUUCCAGCGGAAAUGUCAAUAAACAACUCCAUGCUAGUAAUAAUGCGGAUCUGCUAA